Molecule: messenger RNA, 2130 nt
Organism: Cyphomyrmex costatus
Lineage: Eukaryota; Metazoa; Arthropoda; Insecta; Hymenoptera; Formicidae
Product: transmembrane channel-like protein 5
Exons: 9
Coding region: 1-2130 (709 amino acids)
Cellular component (GO): plasma membrane
Molecular function (GO): mechanosensitive monoatomic ion channel activity
Source: RefSeq, a predicted model, not a curated record
AUGCUUUCUGGAAUUCAAAAAACAAAACUUUGUGAAUCUUUUGAUCAGUCUAUUCAAAUGGAACAGCUACUACCAAUGGAAUUAAGGAGAGAACAUGAAGGGAUGCCAGAUAAUCUAAACUCUAUUAUUCCAUAUGCUACUUUAAGAAUGCGCAAUGUUGCUCACUUAUCUAAUGAAGAAUGUGCUAAUGCUAUUGCUAGUCAUCUGCAAUCAAGCGAGAAGUUUAUGCAUGAUCCUAAAUUGGAGCAAUUUAGGAUGGAAACAGUGAGAACAAUACCACAGUGUCUCGCUGUGAAACAAUCUGUUAAAUCACAGCUUUUGGCUGCUGUUAACCAAAAGACAACAAAGAGAUCAAUUAGUUGUUGGAAACUUUUUAAAUAUAAUGUCAGUUUAAAAUUUGCAAAGAUUUGGGUAACAAUACAGAACUUUUUGUCAACAAUAAAAUUAUGGUAUAGAACAAUAAAAACCAUUGAGAGUCGCCAUGGAAGUGGUAUAGCAACAUACUUCAAAUUCUUGAGAUGGUUACUCUUCCUUAAUACAAUUUCUUGUAUCUUGAGUGUAUUUUUUAUUGUGAUUCCACAAUCACUAGAUCAAGCAUAUGUAUCAAAUAAUAUUACAGUAUUGGAUUUUUUAACAGGCAGUGGCUUUUUAUCUCACACAAUAAUGUAUUACGGUUUUUAUUCCAACGGCACAGUAGAUGUAUCAUUUGGAACCAAAUAUAGCAUUCCAUUUUCCUAUUUCUUAACGCUGCUUUUCUGUUAUAUAGUUACAUUCGUUAUACUUUCUCUCAAAGUUAUAUCCUCUUAUAGAAAGUCUUAUGUCGAAACACGUGAAAAAAUACAUAAUUUAUAUAGUAGCAAAAUAUUUUGUGGAUGGGAUUUCAGUAUAUCUUCAUCAAAAACGGCUGUCUUGCAAUCAGCAUCGAUUUAUAAAGAAUUAGAAGAAUUACUAGCAGAAACGAAGCAGCAUAUACAUUUCCAUUGGUGUACCAAGUUUUUAUUAAUUAUAAUGCAAUUUGCUGUAACAUCUAUUAUUAUAUGUAUGAUUUUCGGUGCUGGUGCACUCGUUUGGAUGCUAUUAAAUCAUUACAACAUAGAAGCUCCUGUAACCAUCUCGGUUAUGAUUGUGCCAAUAGUUAUUACCACUAUCAUUCACAUUUUUCCAACGAUUAUUUCCUACUUAGCAUUGCUAGAACGCUACAACAACAAACGUAGGGAACUUUACAUAACAAUUAUCAGAAAUUAUGCAGUUGCUGCGACAGUAAUUGGAACUUUAUUUGUUUUUUGGUUAAUCCACAGUAUAUCACAUUGUUGGCAAACACACUUAGGGCAAGAGAUUUAUCGGCUUAUUAUACUGGAUUUCAUUGCUUCACUAGUCGGAGCGUUUUUGCAUUUAACACGUUCCAUACUGUACAAAAAAUAUUCGACAAAAGUCGGCAAACCAGAAUUUAAUAUUGCUCACAGUACAUUAAAUCUCAUAUAUAAUCAGAUGCUCUUUUGGAUAGGAUUUUAUUUCAGUCCGUUAAUAUCUAUUAUAAUUGUGAUAAAAUUAAUUUUUACGUUUUAUGUGAAGAGAUAUGAACUGAAAAGAUACUACCAAAGACCAUCGCAGCCUUGGCGAGCGGCACAAACGCAAACGCUGUUCUUGGCUCUCACAUUUCUCAGUAUUAUGAUUAUAUUAUUCACAAUAGGAUAUGUUAUCACAAAUGUGAAAAGUAACGAAUGCGGACCAUUCAGAAAUCAUCUUCACACUUGGGAUUUUAUUGUCGACGGGAUGUUAUCGUUAAAAAGAGAUAGUCCGUUCUGGAGUGUUAUUUCGGAACUUGCGUCACCAGUGACCGGUGCUAUAAUAUUGAUUAGCAUGAGUAUUGCAGUGUAUUGUUUAAGAGCAAAAGCAGAAGCGAGUAAGGAAAUCUCACAAAUUUGUUCCAACAUGCUCCUUCUCCAAUCUCAAGAUAAGCAAUUUCUCAUAAAUAGUUUUGGUAAAUGUACUAAAAAUAAACGUGCUUUUAUUCCUAAUGAGAUUAAUCUUGUCCAGAAAAUUGGACACACUGAACAAGAUCAUACAAAUGAAGAAGUUUUAUUUUUUCAUCAACAUAACUUACCAUCAACAAGCUUCGAAGAAAGAUGA